Molecule: messenger RNA, 2133 nt
Organism: Salarias fasciatus (jewelled blenny)
Lineage: Eukaryota; Metazoa; Chordata; Actinopteri; Blenniiformes; Blenniidae
Gene: shpk
Product: sedoheptulokinase
Exons: 7
Coding region: 30-1412 (460 amino acids)
Biological process (GO): phosphorylation; cellular response to lipopolysaccharide; glycerol metabolic process
Cellular component (GO): cytosol
Molecular function (GO): sedoheptulokinase activity
Source: RefSeq, a predicted model, not a curated record
AGUCCACGCGCCGCCAGCGAGCUGCAGCCAUGUCCUCCUUCAUCCUCGGUCUGGAUCUGGGCACCACGUCCGUAAAAGUCGUUUUAGUGGAAAGCGACUCCAAAGCCGUGGCGGCCAGUCACUCGUUACCGACUGUCUCCGAUCUGAGCGACGUCGGCGGGAUUAAGGCCAAAGAGCAGGACACCGGCCGGAUUAUAGACUGUGUGAACCGGUGCGUGAGCCACCUGCCCCGGGAGAAGCUGCAGCACGUGCACAGCAUCGGACUCACUGGACAGAUGCACGGGGUCUUGUUCUGGAAAGCAAAGAGUGGUUGCAGCUGGCCCGACGGAGACUUCUUCACAGCGGGAGACACCAGCCAGCUGAUCACCUGGCAGGACGGACGCUGCAGCAACGACUUCCUGUCGUCCCUCCCGCGGCCCGACUCCCACGUCAGCACGGCCACGGGGUUCGGCUGCGCCACCAUCUUCUGGUACAUGAAGCACAGACCCGAGUUCCUCCGGGACUUCACGGUGGCUGGUACCAUCCAGGACUACGUGGUGUCCAUGCUGUGCGGUCUGGACGGGUGUGUGAUGACGCCUCAGAACGCAGCCAGCUGGGGCUUCUUCAACACUUCAUCCAACCAGUGGAACGAAAACAUUCUGAGGAGUGCGGGCUUCCCGGUGCACUUGCUUCCUCGGUGCGUGCCGUCCGGCGGCUUGGCGGGAAAGACGCGCUCUGUGUGGCACGGCGUCCCGGCCGGCACGCCGGUGGGGGCCGCCCUCGGAGACUUCCAGUGCUCCGUCUACUCCUGCAUGAGCGCGCGCACGGACGCAGUUCUGAACAUCAGCACUUCGGCUCAGCUGACCUUCGCCAUGCCGGCUGACUUCAGGCCACCUGAUUCUCCUCAGCCCGACUCGCCCGUCUCCUACUACCCGUACUUCGACUCGUCGUUCUUGGCCGUGGCGGCGUCUCUCAACGGGGGAAACGUGGUGGCUGCUUUCGUGGCGAUGCUGACUGCGUGGAUGAAGGAGCUCGGCGCCGAGCUCAGCGACGCCGGCCUGUAUGAGAAGCUGAUUGGCUGUGCCUUGAACCAGGACGCCAGCGACCUCCGGGUGAUCCCCACCAUCCUGGGCGAGAGACACGACCCCCUCUGCCUCGGCCAGGUGACCAACAUCUCCGCCUCCAACCUGUCCCUGGGCCACGUGGUCCGCGCCCUGUGCCGCGGCGUCAUGGCGAACGUGGCCUCCAUGAUGCCGCCGGAGCGCCUGCGGCAGGCGGGGGUCACCCGGAUCGUGGGCAGCGGGAGCGCGCUCUCUCGCAACGAGGUGCUGAGGCAGGAGGUGGAGAGGGCGUUCCCCCUGCCCAUCGUGUACGGACAGAACGCCGACUCGGCCGUCGGCGUGGCCAUGGUCCUCUGCGACCGCGGGGUUUGAAUGAAGCCGUGAUCCGCGGCCGAAUCUCCCGUCGUUUACAUGCUCGAGUGACGAUUUAACCUCACUUCUGAUGACGUUCAUCGGGCAAACUGCAAUGCAGUGUUUUAAUUUGCUUAAUUAAGCAAAGAGAAAUGUGAUUGUUGCCACCAAUCAGCGGUAACCCUGGAAACUCAAGGGUUUCUGUGACUGUCCCUGAAGGAUGCAGUUACACUGCAGAGUUUUCAAAUGAACACACCCAGAGCAGCCAUAUUGGCUGGUAGGUGUUGACCAUUCAGUGUUUUAUGCUCACGCUUUGUUGACUCAAUCACUGCCUUUUUAUUUUUUGCUUUGACUCGAGCGUCCUUCGCUUUGUUGAUGAAUAUUUGAAGAUGAAUAUUCAUUUUGAUUCAAUGCAGAAUAAUUUAAACUUGAUUAUGUUGGACUAUUGCAUGGUGGCAAUAUGAAAGUUUUAAAAUAACUGCAGUGCAAAUCAUUUUUCUUUACACUUUACAGGGUUGUCCCACAGGUUGUAGUUUGUGUUUUCCCUGCAGGCUGCAUGGUGGACACCACUGAAGUAGGCAGCUGCAUGACAAAGGGCCUCGUGGUGCACAAAGUGCAGAUUUCAUGAGCUUCACUCUGACUCUGCAGUCGUUUUCCCAUCUGUUGCCCACACAUUUCAAAUAAUGAAUGUACUGAAACCAAGUGUUCCAUGAGGAUUCGAUAGACUUCACCUGACAUUGGC